AUGUACAACAUCUACCGCAACGCUGCCAGAGAACCAUCGCUCAGGAGCACGCCUACGUUUUUCCAGCAGAAAUGGGCCGCAAAAUCGAGAGCCCGCGCGUACCACGGAGAGCACAUUCCUGAGAAGAAAUGGGUGCGCCUGUUCUCACCACGCCUCAUGUCGGCAGUCGACAUGCCUCCCGAAUACUUGGCCGCGCACGAUGGCUCUGAGCAGGCAGCUGGUCGUGGCUCUGGCUUGAGUACAUUGAAUGUUGACGCGCAAAAAUACUCGCGGGUACCCGUACCCGUUGUCAAACAGGAGAAGAUCACCCAACCCAACGAUCUCAUUUCCAGACAAGUUCACGAAAUGACCCCUUACAUGCAAAUGACAUUUGCCCCUCUCGAGAGAAGACUGGACACGGCCAUCUUUCGUGCCAUGUUUGCAACCAGUGUGCGACAAGCACGCCAGUUUGUACUGCACGGCGCAGUCAAGGUCAAUGGCAAGAAGCUACUGCAUCCUUCGUAUCAAUUGAACCCCGGCGAUAUGUUUCAAGUCGAUAUCGAAAAGGUCAUGUACGCCACGGGAGUACAAAAGUCCAAUAAGAAUAGCUGGCCUGGUCUGGAACAGAAGAUCGCAUUCAGAAAGCAGAGAUCGGAGCGCGAUUACAAGAUCCAGGCUGAAAAGCAUGCGGCUGCUUCAGAGGGCCAGGAUGAGGGUCAAGCAACGGCUGAGGUCUCCGAGGCUGCUGCUGAGGAAGGAGAAGCUGCCGAAGGAGAAUCUGCCAAAGGCGAAGCUGCGUUGCCAGAGCUGUCGGCGGAGGCUCAACAGAAAUGGCAACGAAACGAAUUGAAGGUGUUUUUGCGACGCUGCAAGGGUGUCCUAGCGUCAGAAGCGAAGAACCUCACAGCGACUGAAAAACAGAACCUGCGUCUGCUCCGGUCAGAUGCGAAGCGACUCCUAUCGCGCCCUCAGGAUAGCGAGUUGGAUGUCUCUGAGCUGAUGCAAGAGCUUCAACUUGUCAUCAAGAACCAAGAAAUUCUGGCUCAGCUGGAUACUAAGACGGCUGCCCAAGGAGAGUUGAUGGAAGGCGGUGAGACGGCCGCAGAGCCGGAGUACAAUCGGGAGAAGCAAUACCGUCAGACCCUGGACGGUCUGUCAGAGACACAAAAGGAGCGAGCAAAGGAGAUUGUUGGCAGUGCGCGGUUAUCCAACGAUGAGAUGCGCAAGCUUAAGGCGCUAUUGCUGGCCGACGAGGAGAACCCUGUGGAUGAAACAAAGCCGUAUGCGACGCCAUGGGCGCCUCGGCCGUUUAUGGCGGCAUUUGCGUUUAUCCCCAAAUACCUCGAGGUUAAUCACGAUAUCUGCGCAGCCGUCUAUCUACGCCACCCAGUAGCGAGAAAGGGACGGGCCGAGGUUCCGACACCUUUCAGCUACAUUACGAACCAGUUGGCUCACAACUGGUAUCUGCAACGUGGGUAA
Cordyceps fumosorosea ARSEF 2679 is the source of this 1458-nucleotide messenger RNA. Its product is annotated as 30S ribosomal subunit S4. The transcript has 2 exons. Gene Ontology annotation, biological process: positive regulation of translational fidelity. Gene Ontology annotation, molecular function: structural constituent of ribosome; rRNA binding. Lineage: Eukaryota; Fungi; Ascomycota; Sordariomycetes; Hypocreales; Cordycipitaceae. The record is from RefSeq and is a predicted model, not a curated record. Gene Ontology annotation, cellular component: mitochondrial small ribosomal subunit. Bases 1 to 1458 code for a protein of 485 amino acids.